Cavenderia fasciculata is the source of this 2460-nucleotide messenger RNA. RefSeq lists its product as uncharacterized. The record is from RefSeq and is a predicted model, not a curated record. NCBI's taxonomy places the organism in Eukaryota, Evosea, Eumycetozoa, Acytosteliales, Cavenderiaceae. Bases 1 to 2460 code for a protein of 819 amino acids. The transcript has 6 exons.
AUGACAGCAUCUUCUUCACAACAUUCUAAUGAACUCCUUGAAUCAAGGACUGUUAGAUUUACUGAUUCUAUACAGAAGUUGUUAAAUGGGCCAUUAAUCUUCUCACUUCGAUCGAAUACCAAUGUGACAUUAUCUUGUCGAGACCUCUCAGUUAUGAAGCAUCUGCAACAACGAGCCGAUCAAGUCAUACUCGACAUUGUUUAUAGAGUAUGCAAUUUGGAGUGUAAUAUUGCUUCAGAUGAUGGUGAUGAUCUCAUAUACGAUCAAAAGCAAAGCCUACAUCCUUCACUAGCAUUGAUUUAUUUGCUAUUUAUUCAAUUACCCGAUGGUACUGAGAAUGACAAGUGUCUGUUUCAUCAUCUAUCAUAUGAAACAAAGAAACAUAUGCAUGAAAUCAUACUCGAUCAUAUCAAACAAUCAAAGGAGUUUGUUCACCACGAAAUGGAAUUAAUUCAAUUAAUGCUAUCAAACCAAUAUGGUAUUAUUAGAAUGAAUAACUAUGAUGCACACAUUAGAGACAAAUAUUUGGAUGUCAUAUACGAUACUUUGGAUACUAUAUUUCGUGUCUAUAAGGACCCCAAUAUAUCCAAAAGUGUUUGUAGAGACAACCCCGUUUAUAUGUUUUUAUUGGUGCUCAAAGAGUAUAGUUUUCAAGAUCAAAGAGGUAAAGAAUUAAAAAGGAUGAUUUCACAAACAGUAUUCCUUGAACUUUCCGAUACUGAAUGGACCAAUCAAAUUUCUUGUGACUUUUUAAAAGAGUAUAUUAAAACGAUAUUCUUGGAUGCUUACAAUGAUGGUUAUUUCGUACCACAACAACCCAAUGACUAUAUGGAUGCGGAAGACUGGAAUAACCCACUCUUUUACGCCAAUGUCUUUGACUCGAAAAAGUAUAGUGACAUCAAGUAUGAAAAGCCAAUAAUUGCCAAGAAAAUUGAAUCUUUUAAAGUGACUCAGCAUCAAGUAUUAUCUAUUCUAUUUGAACAUUUCAACCGAUGCCUAACACAAACAUCAUGGAAGGAUAAAUUAAUAGCUCUCAAAUUAUUAAAUAUGUUCGAUCACGUAAAUAAGGAUUGGAAAACAUAUUUUAGUAUUGAUCUUCUCAAAACAGUUAUAUCAGAAGCGUUAAAAGAGGAUAAUGAACUUGUUCAAUGUGAAUUAUUGGAAUUUAUUUACCAAUUCUGUAAUAUGCCUUACUAUAUUGAUAUGCUUAUCGAUAGUAUAGAGUUUCGAGAUAUCAUCAAAGAGGUUAUUAAUCACAUCAUCAAUCAAGCUUCCCCAUAUCCUCGUUUAUUAUCCUCUCUAAUCAAGGUCUGUGAUCAAGAUUGUCAUAAUAAGAAUCAAUUUGCAUCCCAAAUGUUGAAAAAAUUAUUUCCUACAGAGCCUCUUUGGCAAGAAUGUAUUGUCAACCUCGCUCUAAAGUCGGUUCAAUCAAAUCAUAGGGAGGUUAUAGAUUCUGCUAUAUCUUUUGUAUACACAUUCACAUAUCAUCACAUUCCUCAAUUUACAAGUUUAAAAGCAUUAUCAACAGCGAUCAUUGGGUUAUUGGAUCGUUUUCAAAAUGACGAUAAAAUUUUAGAGCAUGUAAUUGAAUUGUUUGAUCAUAAAUCAGUAAAUAACUUGUCAAUCUAUUUACCAUCAGCCAUGAAAAUAAUACUUCUUCAUCAACCAAUCGAUAGAUAUAGUAUCGACAGUCUUGUAAUCAUGUACAAACAACCACAUAAAACAACAAACAGAUACAUUCAACAUUUAAUCACACCCUUGAUCCAACUACACGCCAGUCCAACAACAUAUUCCAACAGAACAGAAAAGGCAAAGGCCUCACAAUUAUUGAGCAUCCUAUUCACAAGAACAGUGGAAUACAAAGGAAUACACCACCAAGAAUCUACUCUACUAUUUCAACAAAUACUCGAUUCAUUGGCUGAAGCAAUGCCCUCUAAUCUAUCUCGAACUAAUCCAGAUGUACUAGAGCUUCUCAGAUACCAUUUGGCUGCGGCCACUAAAAUGGUCAAACAAAUAAUACUUAGAGAAGGAAACAUUACAACCGAUCAAAUAUUACAAAUCAUCGAUUUGAUAGUACAAGCACAACAUUAUACCAUUAGCACAUAUCGUGAAUUUCGCAGGAGCUGGGAUGAAUUGCCAGAGAUUGAUAUUUUGGUAAAGACACUAGUUUCAAUGGACGAUCAAUGGAACACAAUUGAAAUGAUAGCAUCCAGUGUGAUUGAUAUGGUUGUCGAUUGGAUCAAUCAAAAUAUGGGAUCAACAAAAAGUGACUUGUCUUCAAAAGUCGAGUUGGUCAUUGAUUUCUAUGAUCAACUAAAUAUUGUUCCACCAAGCAUUACAAUAUCACCAACAAAGGAGAUAUCAUAUUCUGAAUGGAUUGAUAGAUUGAUAGUGGCACUUGAAAAGAACACGAGACUCACCAAGAAAUUAAAACAAAUAAAAGAAAAAAUAAAUAAAUAA